Teleopsis dalmanni is the source of this 2920-nucleotide messenger RNA. RefSeq names its product trichohyalin-like. Lineage: Eukaryota; Metazoa; Arthropoda; Insecta; Diptera; Diopsidae. The transcript has 35 exons. The coding region runs from base 107 to 2818 and encodes 903 amino acids. The record is from RefSeq and is a predicted model, not a curated record.
GAUAACAAGUUACAAUUUUUUUGAGACCGUGAAGGCUGUAAAGCAAUUUAAGUGAUAAUAUCAAAUCUUUGUGGAAUACAGUAUAAAGUAUAUUAUACAGAAGAAAAUGUACGAGUCCGAAGGCGACCUGGAUUUUGAAUCAUCGGAGACUUCUUCGGAGAAUCAAGAGAUUUUUGACGAAGACGAAUCAGAAAAUGAAUAUGUAAAGACGACAAAUCAAAGGAAAGUACUGAAAAAGAAGGUGAAAAAGAAACUUGAUAAUUCAAAUGAACAAGAAUUUCAGGCCUCUUUCGAGAGUUUGUUAACUUUAGAACAAAGACAAAUAAAAGAAAGUAAAGAUAGGUUUCACCAAAACUUGAAAGAAUUAAUGGAAAGAGAAGAGGAGGAAAAGCGUAUAAAACAAGAGGAAAGGGAACAACCGACUUUACAAAAGGCGGAAAACCAGAGUUAUAAGAAAAUUCAGACUUCAUCUUGUCAGGGCAAUGAAAAGAGGGAACGUAUUAAUUCGGAAGAGCGAGAGUUGGAAAUAUUAGCACUCAUUCAAGAAGAGCGUUAUGAGAGGGAUUUAGCUAAACAUGCAGAAAAGGAGCAAGAAAGUUUGGGAGCAAGUGGGUAUUCUAUUCCUGUAAACCAUGAGGUAGAAAGUUUGGAAGCGAGUGGGUAUUCUAUUCCUGUAAACCAUGAGACACCUUUUUGGAAUUCGUAUUAUCACAAUGAAAUCCGGAAAAGAGAGAGAGAGAGUGCAGAUAGAUUCGAUCGUUAUUUGAGAGAAUUCAUGGAAAAAGAAGAGGAGGAAAGGCGCUUAAGACGAGAAAAAUGUGAACAACGUGUAUUGGAAAUGGACGAUAGUCACAGUUUUAAGGAAUUUGAGGCCAAUGGAAACAAGAGACGAAUAAGUUCUAAAAAGCGUUUGUUGAAAAAAUUAGCGCUCAUUAAAGAAGAGUAUAACGAAGAUGAUUUAGUUAAAAAUGCAGAAGUUGAACAGGAAAAUUUAGGGGCAAGUGGAUAUUCUAUUCCCGAAAGCAAUAAGAUCAAGACAGGCCGAAAACCCACUUCUUCUAAGAUUAAACAAUAUUUAAAUCCAGAAUGCUGUCUGACUGAGCAAUUAAUAGAACCGGAAUACAAUCAGCCAACUGCCCAAGAUAUGGUACUAAUGGACGCAAAAAAGUUUUCGAAGCAAUUGAAUCUUGGCAUAAAAGAAUUAUUAGCUGAGGAAGAAAAGAUGAGAGAAAGGAGAUAUUUAGAAGCACAAAAAAAGAAAGACGAAAAAUUGGAUUUUGAAAAAUAUAACAAAAAAAAAUUUGAGCCAAUGGACGCAGAAGAAUUUACGGAGCAGUUGGAUCUUGGCGUAAGAGAGUUAAUGGCUGAAGAGGAAAAGAUAAGACAAAGAAGGUGUAUUAGAGCACAAAAAGAGAUGACAGAACUUUUUGCAACUGCAAAAUAUAAUAAAAAAGAAUUUGAGUCUUCUUUUUUGUAUAUGUCUGCUCGCGAUGAAACACGGAGGAAGGAACGCUUAAGUGCAGAUAGCUUUGAUAGGAGUUUAAGAGAAUUCAUGAAUAAAGAAGAAGAGGAAAACCUCUUAAAUGAAGGAAAGAGAGAAGAGCAAUCGUUAGAAACGGAUGAUAGUCACAGUUAUGAGAAAACCGAGAGUUACGAAAGAGAUUUGGGUCAUAAUGUUGAGAAAGAAGAAGAAAAUAUGAAGCUAAUGGACGCAAAAGAAUUUUCGGAGCAGUUGGAUCUUGGCAUAAGAGAGUUGAUGGCUGAAGAGGAAAAGAUAAGACAAAGAAGGUAUAUUAGAGCUCAAAAAAAGAUGAAAGAACUUUUAGCAACUACAAAAUAUAAUAAAAAAGAAUUUGAGUCUUCUUUUUUGUAUAUGUCUGCUCGCGAUGAAACACGGAGGAAGGAACGCUUAAGUGCAGAUAGCUUUGAUAGGAGUUUAAGAGAAUUCAUGAAUAAAGAAGAAGAGGAAAACCUCAUAAAUGAAGGAAAGAUAGAAGAGCAAUCGUUAGAAACGGAUGAUAGUCACAGUUAUGAGAAAACCGAGAGCAAUGAAAAGAGGGAAUCAAUAAAUUCGAGAGAGCGUGAUUUAGAAAUAUUAGCACUUAUUGAAGAAAAGAGUUACGAAAGAGAUUUAGGUAAAAAUGUUGGAAAGGAAGAAGAAAACAAGAAGCCAAUGGACGCAAAAGAAUUUUCGGAGCAGUUGGAUCUUGGCAUAAGAGAGUUAAUGGUUGAAGAGGAAAAGAUAAGACAUAGAAGGUAUAUUAGAGCUCAAAAAAAGAUGAAAGAACUUUUAGCAACUGCAAAAUAUAAUAAAAACGAAUUUGAGUCUUCUUUUUUGUAUAUGUCUGCUCGCGAUGAAACACGGAGGAAGGAACGCUUAAGUGCAGAUAGCUUUGAUAGGAGUUUAAGAGAAUUCAUGAAUAAAGAAGAAGAGGAAACCCGCUUAAAUGAAGGAAAGAGAGUUGAGCAAUCAUUAGAAACGGACGAUAGUCACAGUUAUGAGAAAAUUGAGAAUCAGACUUUCUCCUGUCAAGCCGAAAAGCAAGGGGAACCAAAUAAUUCGGAAGACCGUCAGUUAGAAAUAUUGGACCACAUUGAACAAGAGAUUCAAAAGAGCUACGAAAUGCAUUUGGCCAAAAAUACAAAAAAAGAACUAGAAAAUUUGAAUGCAAGUGAAUACUCCAUUACCGAAAAUAUUCAGAUUUUUACUCGAAAUGACGAAAUACACGAUGAAAAAAUUAGUUCGGAAGACGGACAACUGGAAAUAUCGCCAUUAAAUGAAAUGGAGGAAAGGGAUGACAAAGAGGAAUUUGAAUAAUAUCCAACUAAUUAUUUAUAUUAUAUUUAUUUAUUUGAACAAGAUCUGAAAAAUUACAAUCUAAUAAUACUAAUAUGAAAUAUACACGAAUUACAAGGCAAA